Messenger RNA from Leptosomus discolor (cuckoo roller), 1103 nucleotides. The record is from RefSeq and is a predicted model, not a curated record. Lineage: Eukaryota; Metazoa; Chordata; Aves; Leptosomiformes; Leptosomidae.
GUCUUCUAACAUUUAUAAAUUGUGCCUACGUUAAAUGGGGAACACGAGUGCAGGAUGUAUUUACUUAUGCUAAAGUUGCUGCUCUUAUUGUCAUCAUCACAACUGGACUUGUUAAAAUAUGCCAGGGAUAUUCAUCACACUUUGAGAACUCCUUUGCGGGAUCCUCUUUUGAUAUUGGAGACAUUUCCCUUGCACUCUAUUCUGCCUUGUUCUCUUACUCUGGGUGGGAUACACUCAAUUACGUAACAGAAGAGAUCAAAAACCCAGAAAGGAACUUGCCACUGGCUAUUGCAGUGUCUAUGCCGAUUGUCACUGUUAUCUAUAUUAUGACCAAUAUAGCUUACUAUACAGUGCUGGAUGUCGAAGCCAUUCUUUCUAGUGAUGCUGUGGCAGUGACGUUUGCUGACCGAGUAUUUGGUAUCUUCAGCUGGACAAUUCCCAUUGCUGUAGCCUUUUCUUGUUUUGGUGGACUUAAUGCUUCAAUUCUAGCAUCAUCAAGGCUAUUUUUUGUAGGAUCUCGAGAAGGUCACCUUCCUGAUCUGUUGUCUAUGAUCCACAUAGGGAGGUUCACACCUGUGCCAGCACUGCUCUUCAAUUGUGCUAUGACCCUUAUUUACCUGGCUGUGGAAGAUGUCUUCAAGCUUAUUAAUUACUUCAGUUUCAGUUACUGGUUUUUUGUUGGUCUGUCUAUUGCCGGGCAAUUAUAUCUACGUUGGAAGGAACCAGAUCGACCCAGGCCUCUUAAGCUGAGUGUGGCUUUCCCAAUAAUAUUCUGUAUAUGCACGGUAUUUCUCGUGGUAGUGCCACUCUAUAGUGACACUAUAAAUUCAUUGAUUGGAAUUGCCAUUGCUUUAUCUGGAAUUCCAGUCUUUUUAUUGGGAGUCUAUUUACCUGCAUCAAGAAGACCUCAGUUUAUCAACAAGAUUUUAGGUGCAGUCACACGAAAUAUGCAGCUGCUCUGUUACUGUGUUUUAACAGAGAUAGACACAAAUGAAGAAAAGAAGUUAGAAGUCAAAUCCAACUAAAAUGUCAAAGCCAUUACAAGAAACAGGAGGGAGAAUAAAGCAAUUAUGACAACAAAAGGAAGAGGUGGAACUGGAAAA